AUGAGGGGUGAUGACGGCUUGGAGAUCUCGGACAGUACAAAUAAGGCUGAGCACUUUUCUCAAUUUUUCCGAUCCGUUUUCACAAGAGAACCAGACUUUACCCCAUCUAAUUCUGAGAACGUGAGAGAUCCCACUAUCGAAAAUAUUGUGUUUCGAGAAGAAGCGAUUUUGGAAGAACUGAAAAGCUUGAAGGAAUGUAAAUCUCCCGGUCCGGACGAGAUUCCAGCAAAGCUGCUCUUGGAGCUUGCCCAACAGCUGGCCAAGCCACUAUCCUUUCUGUGCCAGAAAUCGUUUGAUGUUGGAAUUCUUCCCACAGACUGGAAGACGGCCCACAUUACACCCCUUUACAAAAUCGGUAGUCGUGCUCAGGCGACAAACUACAGACCCGUCAGUGUGACAUCAAUCUGCUGCAAAGUGAUGGAGAAAAUCAUUAAAAAGGAGUUGAUGGCUUACUUGGAAACCCACAACCUCUUGUCCAAUGCACAAUAUGGUUUCCGUAGGGGAAGAUCAUGUGUUACGAACUUGCCAUACACAAUGCAAAGUUGGACACGAGCACUGGACGCAAAACACACCGUGCAUGUUGCCUAUAUUGAUUUCCGGAAGGCGUUUGACAGUGUUCCGCACCAGCGUCUCCUACACAAGUUGAGAAUUAUGGGCAUCGGUGACAAACUUCUCAAAUGGAUCGAAAAUUUCCUUGUCGGCCGCUCCCAAAUCGUCUGCGUAGAACAACAGCAAUCAAGGUGCACAUUCAUAGAGAGUGGGAUCCCACAAGGCUCGGUGCUCGGACCAACCCUCUUUCUCUUGUUCAUCAAUGAUUGUGUAGAUGGGUUGGACUGUGAUUGUGCCAUGUUUGCGGACGACAUAAAAAUCUGGAAAGUCGUCCAGAAUGCUGCCGAUGAGACCAACUUCCAAGAAGAUCUUUGUCGAUUGGACGAGUGGUCCAGCAGAUGGCUCUUGUCCUUCAAUUUGAACAAAUGCACCAUUCUGCGCCUCGGAAAUCAGACCCCUAGUACGCGGCAAUACCAUCUGAACGGAAUGCCACUCCGAGAAGCAGAAACUCAGAAAGAUCUCGGAGUUUGGGUUGCAGACAGCCUAAAGCCUUCUACACAAUGCUGUAAGGCGGCCAAGACCGCAACCUCUAUGCUAUAUGCCAUCAAGCGGGCAUUCGUAGUUUUCGAUGAAGACUGCUUCACCAAAGUCUUCGGCACGUUUAUUAGGCCCCAUCUCGAAUAUGCAAUUCAAGCCUGGAGACCGUGGACGCAUCAGGAUUACGAUCUGCUCGAAAGGGUGCAGAGACGAGCAACAAAAUUAAUAAGAGGUCAAAGUGCACUGCCAUACGAGAUCCGCUUAAUUAACCUUAAUCUCUAUCCUCUGAGUUAUAGGCAGUUGCGCGGAGACAUGAAACAAACUUUCCGUAUCGUGCGCGGCUUGGAUUGUGCCCUUCGGCGCGAUAACUUUUUCCAACUCGCCACUACAACUCACCUCCGGGGACAUCCCUUCAAGCUACGUGUGCCACAGGGUAGACUGAAUGUGAGAAAAUAUUUCUUCUCCAACCGUGUCGUGGAACCGUGGAAUAACAUGCCCGAGACGGUUGUUAUGUCUCAAUCUGUGGAGACAUUUAAAUGUCGUCUUGACAGGUAUAUGCUGCAGCAACAAGCGGACUAUGUGACUUUUUAG
Molecule: messenger RNA, 1677 nt
Organism: Spirometra erinaceieuropaei
Lineage: Eukaryota; Metazoa; Platyhelminthes; Cestoda; Diphyllobothriidea; Diphyllobothriidae
Source: the annotation of a GenBank genome assembly